AUGGAGGAAGAGGACUACUUUGCCAGGGGUGGCGAAGAUGAAGAUGAGGGUGAGGAUGAAGACGAGGAUGAAGAAGAAGUGAGGGUGGCCAGAGCGGCAGCGGCCGUGGAGUGGCGGGAGGGUGGCGGGCAGUUCGGGGGCGUGCCGGGGGGCGGCGGCAGCGGUGCCGCUCGCGAAGUGUACGGCUUCGUGCGCCAGCUGCGGCGGGAGGAACGCAAUGCCGCGCCGCGCCUCCACUCCAUCCGACGCGAUGCCCUCUUCCUGGACCGCCUCCGCAGUGCGUGGCCAGAGUGGCCGCUGGGUGCCAACUUGAGGUGCGGGCUGUGGUACUGCCAUCCGCCACCGGCGUUCACGUGCUACUUCAAGUCGACCGACGGUCACACGGGCCAGUGGCAAUUCAACCUGAGCCGACUGAACGCCCACGUCGUCCUACAGGUGGCGCAGCACAAUGGAUCGAGCGAAGACGAACAGCAGCGGUGGGAUCGAUUGUGUAUGCCUCCGUGGGUGGGCGAUAGUGAGCGCGCGCAGACCGAGAGGAAACUGGAACGGUUUGUCGAACAAUUGCUGGCCAGCGAUCAGCUGACGCUCGAGAAGAUACGGGACAACCUGCAACGGCCGCUUCGGCCGGCGUGGAUCGCACCUGAGUACCCACUGCCAUGGAGCACCACCAGUGGGGGUACGGUAAAGCCGCUGGUGUUGGUCUCCACGGCCCACGUUUCGCUGGUGGAGGACACACAGUACAUCCAAGGCGCGGGAGACGACGAAGAGAGCUGGGCCAUGGGCCUCACGCCCGCGCUCUUCUGGGACCAUCACGACCACAUCCUCGAGUACGCCUCGCAGGACACUGUCGAAGAGCGCAUUCGCGAGGUCGUCGCCCGGUACAAGCAGCAGCGCACGCAAGCGCUCGCCGAGCUGACGACGGGCGGGGAGGGCACGGCUCAACAGCUGCAUUGGAUCGGCCAGACGGGCAUUGCAGUGGCCGACGACGUGCACGCCCUCGUGCGACCCGAGGUAUGGAAGCAGUUCGGCCUGGUGAUCAACUGCGCCGAUGCGAACCCGCAGGGUCACGCGGGCCAACUCCAGCAAAGCGACACGACCUACCUGCACGUUCCUCUGCCGGGUAAGCGGGACAAGCAGAAGGUGUGCUCGCUCUUGGACAAAGCCCUCCCCGCGGCCUACGAGCGUCUGCGCCAAGGGAAGCCGGUUCUCGUCCACAACGCUCAGUCCCUCGCCGUCGCUUCAUUCCUAUGCGUGGCGAUUCUGCUUCGACACUUUGAUGGAGCGACGUGGGAGACACUGCAGGAGAGGCCCGCGUCACCCGUCACCAAGCCGCGCAUUCAAAAAGCGCUUCUGUUCGUGGCGGCACAGGUGCCUCAGGGCAAGGGACCCUCGCGCGCGCUGAUGAAGGAGCUCAACAAGUUCUUCAUGUCCAGCUCCGCCAGCUACGGUAUCUGA
Molecule: messenger RNA, 1455 nt
Organism: Acanthamoeba castellanii str. Neff
Lineage: Eukaryota; Discosea; Longamoebia; Acanthamoebidae
Product: initiator tRNA phosphoribosyl transferase
Exons: 10
Coding region: 1-1455 (484 amino acids)
Biological process (GO): charged-tRNA amino acid modification
Cellular component (GO): cytoplasm
Molecular function (GO): tRNA adenosine(64)-2'-O-ribosylphosphate transferase activity
Source: RefSeq, a predicted model, not a curated record